Rhincodon typus (whale shark) is the source of this 2902-nucleotide messenger RNA. It is a transcript of the gene aar2, whose product is annotated as AAR2 splicing factor. Gene Ontology annotation, biological process: spliceosomal tri-snRNP complex assembly. Bases 1635 to 2870 code for a protein of 411 amino acids. The record is from RefSeq and is a predicted model, not a curated record. NCBI's taxonomy places the organism in Eukaryota, Metazoa, Chordata, Chondrichthyes, Orectolobiformes, Rhincodontidae. The transcript has 4 exons.
GUUGCUCCAGCGGUCGGCCGGUUCGUAUCGCAGGGAGUUAAAGCUCAGGGGUGAAUGAGCGACGGUGGACGGGGUCCACUCUCUCCCUAUUUAUUUCAAAACCCCCUUCCCCUCCCCCUUUUCUGAUGAAGGGUCUAGGCCUGAAACGUCAGCCUCUCUGCUCCUAUGAUGCUGCUUGGCCUGCUGUGUUCAUCCAGCCCUGCACCUUGUUGUCUCGGAUUCUCCAGCAUCUGCAGUUCCUACUGUCUCUCUCUCUGUCUGUGGGUGAGGGGGGAGAAUGUGAGAGGUGGGAGUGAGGGAGGGGAGGCGCCUAACAUCAACUGCAUUAGACCCAGCUUUCACCUCACUGUCCUGUUGUGUGUGUGUGUGUGUUUAUGGCUAAGCAUCUACUCUGGAGUUCAAUUCCGUUAAGGCAAUCAAACCUUUACACCAUAAUAGACUCUAAUAAAGGUCAUAAAUAGUGACUUUAAGAAAAACACAAGAAAUUCAUACAGCUCUAGAUUAUCUUCCUGUUACUGGAUUGAGGGAUUUAGUUUUAAUUGCAAACUCAGAUUCAGCAUAAAUGUAUGAAGUAAUCUAUUCUUUCCUUUUCCCAGACUCUGGCCAGUUAUGAUAUUGGGAGUAUCUAGUCAGUUGUUGGACAUGUUCAGUCUUAUUCAUCCUAACAAUAUGGCCAAAAUAUUUUACUUUGUUCCCUUAAACCCCUGCUUUAGUUUGAAUUUUUAAAUUACUAUAUUUCUUUUAAAUUGCUGUUAUUUUUAGGGAUUGCCACAUUGUGGAUAACAUCGUAAGUCAGGUCUUAUUUGAUAGUGUUAGAAAUGCAGGUCCAUUUAAGGGGUAAACUGAAAUAACUCCAGAGUACAUUGAGACAGUUGAUGUUCUUUGUCUUUAAGAGCUUAGUUCUUUUAGCCUCUUGGUCUUUCUGUACCUGUCUGUCACCUUUGGUGGUCUGCAUUGCCCUUGCUGGGUGUUGCCAUAAUUUGAGUAACUGGAAACAAGGAUGACUUAGGGAUGGUGGAUAUUGGGUGGAAGGUCUCACAGGUGAUUUGGUGGUGGGAAAGAAAAACAUUCAGUUGUGUGUGAUAAUUCCAGAUAUUAAAAGAAGAGCUGGGUUCUUAUUACAGGACCUGUGUUCAAAGUGUAGUGUCUGUAUCUCUGGGCUAGGUGGCUUGGGUUCGAGGCUCAACUGCCUGAGAUGUUUCCUAACAUAUCUGAACAGGUUGAUUUAAAAAAAACUAGGUUGUUCUUGGUGUUUCAUGCCUUAUGGAGAAAAGGCAGAAAAGUGGAGCUGAGAAUUAUCAGAUCAGCCACGGUCUCAUUGAAUGAUGGUGCAGACUUGAUGGGCCGAAUGGCCUACUUCUCCUUCAUGUUAUCAUCUUAAAGUGGAUAGUUGGUUUCUGGAUAAAGAACUGUUGGUGUUAAACUAUAGGUUUUUAAUUAAAUGCUUGCACAACUACCAUAGUUUUUUGCUACCUAAUUCAACAUCAGGACAUAUUUCUGUGGAAUGCUAUUGCCUUCGGCUUGGCAAAAUUUACUUUUUGUAUGCCCUGUAGGACUUCAUAAAGAUACAGUCUUUGAUAAUUUGGUUGUGUGUUUUAGCAAUUGGGUUUAUGCUUUCUUAAUAAUUUCAAUGAAUGUACAUAUUCUGUUUUCAUUGUUGGAAUUUACCUGACCUUUCCCAGCAAACUGCUGAGAGGAAUAAACAUGUCCAAAAUAUGGCUACUGUGGAAAUGGAUCAAGAACUGGCCAAAAAACUGUUCUUUGAAGGAGGCACUCUUAUAAUACUUGGUGUUCCUGAGGGCACUGAAUUUGGCAUUGAUUAUAAUUGUUGGCAAGUAGGCCCCAAGUUUAAAGGAGUGAAGAUGAUCCCACCGGGAAUCCAUUUUAUGCAUUGCAGCCCUGUGAACAGCAGAGAUAUUCGGAUAACAGGACCACGCACAGGUUGUUUCUUUCAUAUAAAGCAGAGGGAAGUUCUAGUGAAGCGAUGGGACAAGAAGGAAGAAGAAAUAGUUUUAGUUGCAGUCUCGGAAGAAGAAAGAGAGCAGAUAAGAGAGAAUCUGACUGAACUGGACAAAUGUUUGGGACCAUAUCCAUAUGAAACAAUGAAAAGAUGGGUCUCUUUGACCAAUCUCAUAACAGAGCCCUUGAUUCAGAAGUUGCAGCCUGAAAGUGGGCGAAUUUGUGCAUUUUCUGAAGUGCAGCCAGAGAUUGCACUGCCACAUACAAAAGAUCGAGCAGAGCAGAAUCGAUUGCCUUAUGAUACGUUGUGCAAGAACUAUGAAGAGGGGUUAGCCAGACUGCCCAAGAUGAAAGUUAAAGCUGGUACCGAGAUCAGGUUCACGACAAUUCCAAAACAGAAGUAUCCUGAGGGAGCAUCCCCAGCUGAAAUUACGAAGUGUAGCAUGGACUUCAGCUAUGCCUUGGAUACUGUAAUAAAACAGCGGUACCCUUUGAACCCAAAAGAUAUAUUAGGUGAAUUGCAGUUUUCCUUUGUCUGUUUCCUGAUCGGACAUGUCUAUGAUGCAUUUGAGCACUGGAAGGAUCUACUUCGUCUACUCUGUCACUCUGAGGAGGCUGUGACGAAACGAAAGGAUCUCUAUUCUGCUCUCAUCUCAAUCCUCUAUCAUCAACUUAAUGAAAUUCCUUCUGACUUCUUUGUGGAUAUUGUCUCCAAAGAUAACUUCCUCACCACAACCUUGCAGGAGUUUUUCUCUUACGCAUGCAACCCAGAUUUGGACAAAGCUCUGCAGAAGCGGGUAGAAAAAUUUAAAGCUCAUUUAACCAAGAAGUUCAAAUGGGAUUUUGAUGAAGAACCUGAUGAUUGUGCUCCUGUGAUGGUUGAGUUACCCGAAGGAGUGACACUAGGCUGAUUUAAUUAUUUAAUAAAACUUUUCAAAAACCA